This is a messenger RNA of Chrysochloris asiatica (Cape golden mole), 1779 nucleotides long. RefSeq names its product interleukin 18 receptor accessory protein (gene IL18RAP). Lineage: Eukaryota; Metazoa; Chordata; Mammalia; Afrosoricida; Chrysochloridae. The record is from RefSeq and is a predicted model, not a curated record. Gene Ontology annotation, molecular function: interleukin-18 receptor activity. Gene Ontology annotation, biological process: interleukin-18-mediated signaling pathway.
AUGCUUUAUUUGGGCUGGAUAUUUCUUUGGAUGAUCUCAAGAGAGAGAAUGAAAGGAUUUCACAUUUCAGAUUGCUCUACUGAAAAACCCAUUUGGACAUACCAUGCAAGAAGUGAGGAGGAAUUUCUCUUAUUUUGCAAUUUACCAGGGCUCCAGAAAUCCCAUUUCUUCCACAGAAGUCAAUUAUCACCAACACAAGUCCCUGAACAUGUGCCCUGCAAUGGUAGUAAAGAUCUAUCUGAUGUCCAAUGGUACUUACAACCUCCAAAUGGAUACCCAUUACGGGAAGUUACUAAAGACCACCCUUACAUCAAGAGUGCUCUUCAUUUUUCCACCAUAAGGAUCAGUGAUGCUGGGUCAUAUAUUUGUAGACCCAGGAUUAGGAACCCACAGGAUGAUGCCUGUUGUAUCAAGAUGGUCUUAGAAGUCAAGUCCCCCCAAAAUACAUCCUGCUCAGGCCCUGGACAUGAGCAAGAGCUUCUUCUUGGUAGCAUUGCUUCAAUUUCUUGUCCCACUCUUAACUGUCUGAAUGAUACACAAAGUCCAGAAGUUACCUGGUACCAAGACGGAGAGCUACUCCUUGAAGAAAAAAGCAAUCCAAUGCAGUUGGGUGAAAUUUAUGACUAUCACAGUGGCACGUAUGUUUGCGAUUAUACACAGUCGGUCAAUGCAAGUUCCUGGACAGUCAGAGCUGUGGUUCGAGUAAAAACCUAUGUGAAGGACACUAAUUCCAAGCCAAAUAUUCUGGAGCCCGACAAGGAUACACUGGAAGUAGAAUUUGGAAAGCCCUUAACUCUUAACUGCAAAGCACGAUUUGGCUUUGAAAAGGACUUUAACCCUAUAGUGAAAUGGUACAUCGAAGAUGCUGAGCAGAAAUGGUAAGUCCCCAUCACCAGAGGGGAAAUGGUAAGAAGAAAAUUAAAGGAUGAAGUCAUUCAAUGUGUUCUGUCUUUGAAAGAAGUUACUCAGAAUGAUCUUCACAAGAACUUCACUUGCUUUGCCCAGAACUCAAAGGGAAAUGAUACCUUGUCCAUCCAGCUAAAAGAAAAGAAAGGAGUGGUUUUCAUAUACAUACUCCUUGGCAUCAUCAUGACCCUGGUGGGCAUGCUGACGGCAGGUGCUCUCCUCUACCUGCACUGGAUUGAAAUAGUGCUGCUGUACCGCACCUGCCAGAACAAGGAUGAAACCCUCGGGGAUAAAAAGGAAUUUGAUGCUUUUGUAUCCUAUGCAAAAUGGAGCUCAUUGGAGAGUGAAUUCACUUCAUCUCUGAGUGAGGAAAACUUGGCUAUUAAUCUUCUGCCUGAAGUUCUGGAAAACAAACAUGGAUACACAUUGUGUUUAUUAGAAAGAGAUGUGGUCCCAGGAGGAGUGUAUGCAGAAGACAUUAUACGUAUUAUUAAGAAAAGUAGAAGAGGAAUAUUUAUCUUGAGCCCCAACUAUGUCAAUGGACCCAGCGUCUUUGAACUUCAAGCAGCAGUGAAUCUUGCCUUGACUGAUCAAACACUGAAACUAAUUCUAAUUAACUUCUGUUCCUUCAAAGAACCAGAGUCUCUACCUCAUCUUGUGAAAAAAGCUCUCUGUGUUUUGCCUACCAUCACCUGGAAAGGCUUAAAAUCAAUUCCUCCCAGUUCCAGAUUUUGGACACAAAUACGUUACCACAUGCCUGUAAAAAACUCAAGAUUUCUAUGAAAUCAUCUCAGAAUGACCCCAAUGAUAUUUUCAUUAGAAGGACUUGGUAAGUCAGAAACCACUAGGAGGUGCUCCCAACCUAAGAAAUAG